Molecule: messenger RNA, 2602 nt
Organism: Rhopalosiphum maidis (corn leaf aphid)
Lineage: Eukaryota; Metazoa; Arthropoda; Insecta; Hemiptera; Aphididae
Gene: sotv
Product: exostosin-2
Exons: 10
Coding region: 377-2458 (693 amino acids)
Cellular component (GO): membrane
Molecular function (GO): glycosyltransferase activity
Source: RefSeq, a predicted model, not a curated record
UAAAAAAUGGCUAUUGUUAAUUUUUUUAAAUUAUAUAUUAAUAUUACUAUUUACUUAAAUUAAAAAUUAAUGUUUUUAAUUGUUAGAUGUGAAUUAUAUUUAUUUACAUAAAAUGAUACCACAAUUUGAAUCUAAUGCGUUUGUAGUUAACAGGUCGAUUAGCGCGGAAAAUAAAGCAAUAUUCUAACGUGUGUUUACUUUAAAAAGUGUUUAUUUUUAUAUUUUUUUUUUUUUAUAUACAUCUAAUUCAAAUAUGUCAUUAAAUAAAUUGACCAUCUAAUGGCUGAGCGACUUGCAAUGAUGAAAAUACCAUCAACGAGCCAACGCUCGUAUUACUACAUGAGGCGUCUGCCUCACGACCGCCACUGACAUAAUCAUGUUCAUUCGUUUAGCAUGUUGCCGUCUAUUGAGACACCGAAAGUUGAUCUACAUUUCUAUAUUCAUUUCAUUUCUUCUGUCCUUUGUGUAUGUAGUUGUUCUACCACAUGCAGUUAAGCUCCUCCAAAAACCUAAAAUUCAAGAAGUCUAUCAGUAUGUUAUCCCCGAAGAUAGUCCGACUGUUCCAACAAACUCUCGUUGUACAUUCUACGAUUGUUUCAAUAUAUACAGGUGUGGCCAUAAGUUUAAUGGGGAUUUUAAAGUUUACGUUUAUCCUAUGGCCAGACACGUUGACCAAGAUUUAAUACCUAUUGGGGGGAAAAUGUCCAAAGAAUAUCAUAACAUACUGAGUGCAAUAGUAGAAAGUCAGUACUAUACAAAGAAUCCAGAAGAAGCAUGUGUUUUUGUGUCAUCGAUCGAUACAUUAAAUCAAAACCGGUUUCGCGUGAAAGAAACAUCACAGGCCCUUGCAUUAUUACCACAUUGGAAUGAUGGUCAGAACCAUUUAAUAUUUAAUAUGGUACCAGGAACAGCACCAGACUAUAAAACUGUUGUUGAAUUGUCCAUUGGUAAAGCCAUGGUUGCUGGUGUGGGUUUUGAUUCUUGGACAUAUAGAUCAUCUUUUGAUAUUUCAAUAGCAAUUUAUAGUAGCUUAGCAAUUUCUUUAAGUAAUAACUAUACCUUUAAAUACAGAACAACAUUUAUCACCACAGUUCAAACAAAUCUUCAUGACGAUUUCAUUACUUCUUUGAAAUCAAUUGAGAAACAAAAAUCAAUGAUUAGAGUUAUAGAACCUUGCUCACUUAGUGGACAAAACAAAACAAUAGUUUGCCAUAAAAAUAUUACUUAUAACUAUGCAGACAUUUUUACUGACAGUGUGUUUUGUUUGAUAUUACCUGGUCCACGGUUAAUGGAUACAGUUUUAAUUGAUGCACUGGCUGCAGGAUGUAUACCAAUAGUAGCUAUUAAUCAUGUUGUAUUACCAUUUUUUGAAGUUAUAGACUGGAAAAGAGCCAUAAUUAUGUGGAGUGAAACUGAAUUAAAUACUUUACUAGACGUAGUUUCUGGUAUUCCUUUGGACCGACGGAAAGAUAUGUCAGCUCAAGGCCGUUGGCUAUAUCAGACAUAUUUAUCAUCGUUAAAAAUAAUUACCAUGACUGCUCUUAAGAUAUUAAGCCAAAGACUACAUCCACAUAGUUCAGAAUUUUAUGAAAAUUGGAAUUUAAGACCAAAUCCUGUAUCUGCUAGAAAUCCAUUAUUCCUUCCAUAUAUGUCAGAUUCUUCAGGAUUCACGGCAAUAAUAUUAUCUUAUGAUAGAAUAGAUAGUUUGUUUACACUAAUAAAUAUGAUCAGUAAAGCACCAAGUCUCCAAAAAAUUAUUGUUGUUUGGAAUAAUCAAUUAAAAUCUCCACCACAUUUUUCAGAGUGGCCAAAAAUUGAUGUAUCUCUCAAGGUUGUACAAACAACAGCAAACAAACUAUCAAAUAGAUUUUUCCCGUAUAAAGAAAUUGAAACAGAAGCAAUUUUAUCUCUUGAUGAUGAUAUACUUAUGUUGACUUUAGAUGAAAUUGAAUUUGGAUUUCAGGUUUGGAAAGAAUUUCCUGAUCACAUAGUAGGUUUUCCAUCUAGAACUCAUGUAUGGAAUAAUAAAACUAAUACUUGGAAAUACGAAUCAGAAUGGAAAAAUGAAAUAUCCAUGGUAUUGACUGGAGCAGCAUUUUACCAUAAAUAUUGGAAUCAAGCUUACACAUAUAUCAUGCCUAAAAAUAUCAAACAAUGGGUUGAUGAUAAUAUGAACUGUGAAGAUAUUGCAAUGAACUUUUUAGUGUCUAACACUACAAACAAAGCUCCAAUUAAAGUAACUCCUAAAAAGAAAUUUAAGUGUCCGCAAUGUAAAAACACUGAAAUGUUAUCAGCCGACCAAGGACACAUGGCUACAAGAACAUCAUGUGUGAACAUGUUUGCCGCUAUUUAUGGUAGAAUGCCGUUAAAGACUGUGGAGUAUAGAGUUGAUCCAGUUCUGUACAGAGAUAUAUUUCCAAAAAAAUUGAAGAGAUACAACAAUGUUGGAGAAUUGUGAUCAUUAUUGUGCUAUAUUGACUUUUGAGACUUUUGAUCAAAUCAUGUGACAUUUAUUAUUUUAAGUUUUUUAUUCUUUCUUUCUUUUUUCCAUCAUCAUUUUAAAGUCAAUCUAUAAUAUAUUAAAUGUUUAUUAUUAUAUAUU